Molecule: messenger RNA, 3067 nt
Organism: Varanus komodoensis (Komodo dragon)
Lineage: Eukaryota; Metazoa; Chordata; Lepidosauria; Squamata; Varanidae
Gene: LCAT
Product: lecithin-cholesterol acyltransferase
Exons: 6
Coding region: 59-1393 (444 amino acids)
Biological process (GO): lipid metabolic process
Molecular function (GO): phosphatidylcholine-sterol O-acyltransferase activity
Source: RefSeq, a predicted model, not a curated record
GCUGCUGGCCAGACCGGUCUGGCCAACUGGCCAGAGAGGGACCAUCAGCAGAUCCACGAUGGGGAGCUGGGACAGCUGCGCCGUGGCCACCCUCCUUCUGUCCUUCCUGCAGCCUGGAAGUGCCUUCUGGCUUCUCAAUGUCCUCUUUCCACCCAGUGCCACCCCAGAAGUCACUCUCUCCAACAACACUCCCCCUGUGGUGCUUGUGCCUGGCUGCCUCGGGAACCAGCUGGAAGCCAAGCUGGACAAGCCCGAGGUGGUGAACUGGAUGUGCUACCGCAAGACUGAAGACUACUUCACUAUCUGGCUGAAUCUGCACAUGUUCCUGCCCCUCGGGGUGGACUGCUGGAUCGACAACACCAGAGUUGUGUACAACAGGACCACCCGCAGAACCUCCAAUGCCCCAGGAGUGCAUAUCCGAGUUCCCGGCUUUGGGAAAACCUACUCUGUGGAAUACCUGGACAAGAGUAAAUUGGCAGGUUACAUGCACACCCUGGUGCAGCACCUGGUCAAUAACGGUUACGUGCGAGACCAGACAGUGCGAGCUGCCCCUUAUGAUUGGCGGCUUGGGCCCCUUGAUCAGGAGGAAUAUUUCCAGAACCUCCGAGACCUGAUAGAGGAAAUGCAUGCAGCCUACCAGAAGCCCGUCUUCCUCAUUGGCCACAGUCUGGGCAGCCUCAACAUCCUGUACUUCCUUCUGCAGCAGUCCCAGGCCUGGAAAGACCAGUUCAUCAAGGGCUUCAUUUCCAUGGGUGCUCCCUGGGGGGGAGCCGUGAAAUCCAUGAGGAUCCUGGCCUCAGGGGACAACCAAGGCAUCCCAAUUGUGUCCAGCAUUAAACUGCGUGAGGAAAAGCGCAUGGCCACCACCAGUCCAUGGAUGUUCCCUACCACGAUGGCAUGGCCUGAAACACACAUCUUCAUCUCAACUCCCUCACACAACUAUACCUACCAGGACUAUGAACGCUACUUUGCUGAUGUCAAAUAUGAGGACGGCUGGUACAUGUGGAGCGAUAUAAAGGAUCUGCUGAAAGGGCUGCCCCCGCCAGGAGUGGAGGUGCAUUGCCUUUAUGGCACUGGACUCCCCACUCCAGAGACCUAUAUUUAUGAUGACGGCUUCCCCUAUGAGGACCCCUUGGACAUUGUGUACGGGGAUGGGGAUGACACCGUCAACAGGCGUAGCAUGGAGCUGUGUGCACAGUGGCAGAGCCAACAGAAGGAGAAGGUGCAUGUGCUGGAGCUGCCUGGAAUGGACCAUCUCAACAUGGUCUUUGACAACCGCACUCUCACCCACAUCAAUGAAAUUCUGCUCAGGAGCCUUGAAAAUGCAACUGCUGCCGAAGAAGAGGGGGGACUUGAGGGGCGCCUCCCUGUCACAGAAGGCAGGCAGAAGUGAAGGCCCUUCACAGAGGGAAUGGAGUGGUGGGGGGGGGCAUUGGCAUCUUCCUCAACUGUGUUGGGCAAGUGAGAACCCUUAUGUUCUGCCCACACCUUCAGUGUUGCAUGUGUGUACAGCCACGUGCACCCAGAGGGGCUGCUCCUGCCCUCCCGCUCUUCUUGCAGAAGAAAAGCUCAGGCAGAUACCCCAGCCAUGAGAUAUUUUGCUGACACUGUGAUGGAACCCUGGGAAAGGUCAGGCUUUGCUACCCUCCUUUCAGCAGUGCCCUUUAGUUGAGCAGGAGACCUGUCCCAGGGUUGCAUUUCUUACCUGUAGACCCCUGGCAAGCAGCUGCUUUACUGGAACGGCAAAGUGUUCCUGCACCUACCGUGCCACUCUGGACUGUGCUCAGAUGUCUGUGGAGCCCUUGGGUGCCAGUCUUGUGUUGCCCUGCUGCAGUUGUCACAGAAUGAGUGCUGUUUGCAUCGGGCAUGGACAAGCUCUUAGGCUUGGAGGGUGGAGGGCGAGGGACGGAGUCUUCUCCCCAGCUGCAGUGUGAUUGCCCCCCUUCCCCAGACAUCUAGUCAAGGAAUAUCUUGGUCUAAGAAGCCAGCAGAAAGCGCUUCUCUCCCCUUCCACCCCCUGCAAAAAAAAGAGAGGAUGCCUCUUGUGGUGUCUGCUCAUUUCUGACUCAGCUUGUGUGUGCUUUAUGGCCCAGGCCAGGCUCUUCUGUUGCUGUUCCCCGACAUGUGUGCAUCGGAUACAAUUCUCAUGUAUGUUUUGCAUAUGCUCAGAGGUACGCUUCUUUAUUAUGUAUGAAGCAUCAUACAAGCACUGGAGGAACUGGGGAUCCUUGUCUGAGUCAGCUCUGUUUCUUUGCCUGCUGAGGGCCAUCUUUUCCCUGGCUGGAACCUGGUGGGAUGGACCUCCCUGGGGGCAGAUAUAGCUCUUGGGCAGGGAGGCAGGAGCCAAGUGGAUGUGGAACCCACUGGGUGGGCUGAGUUAGUGAUCCAUAAGAGGACUCCCAUCCCUUUAUUCCAUGCCUGCUUCAUUUGCAUGGAGCUGUUGGUAAACAGGGCUAUCAAAAGCCUUCUGGAACUCUAAGAAAGCAAUGUCUCCCGCAAAAGCCCCAUCUACAUGUUCCUCGCCACUCUCAAAGAACUCCAGUAAGUUAGUGAGACAAGACUUUGCCUUGCAGAAGCCAUGCUAAUUUUUUUCCCCUGUGGGACUUGUCCCUCUACGUGCUUACUCAGUCUAUCUCUAGUAAUGCUUCCAAGAUGUCAAGCUAACUGGCCUUUAAGUCCCUGGGUGCCCCUUGGAUCCCUUUUUAAAACAGGUGUUACAGGUGCCAUUCUCCAACUCUGCUACAAGGGGUAAUUUUAGGAACUGGUCAAACAUUUUGGUAAGAAAGCCAGCAAUUUCAUGUUUGAAUCCUUUUGUAACUCUAGGAUGGAUACCAUCCGGAUGGGGAGCAUUGCUCACUUUCAGUUUGUCAGUAAGGUUGAGAAUUCCACCUUUUGUCAUUACUACCUGUCUUAAUUCGGCUCCUUUCUGGAAUACAUAAGCUCAUCAGGGACAGGUAUCUGCUGUUCAUCCUUUGCUGUAAAGACUGAUUCAGCAUCUCUGGAGCCUCCUUGACUCCAUCUAGGGUUUCUUCAAUUCUAUUAUCAUUCAAUGGCCCAACUGUUUCCU